UUGGCGCCGCUGCCACCCCCAGCUCCGUGCUCUUGGCCCCUGGGCCGGGCGGUACCGAACCCUCCGGCGUCCCCUCUUGCCCUCCUUCCGACCUGCCUUUCCCUGUGGGACUGUCACCCCUCUCCGCCCCUCAGCCCUUGUGUCUCUCCGCCGAGCCGCGGCGGCAGCAGUAAAGGAGGAGGAGCCGGAGCCGGGAGGCGGCGGUGGCCGGCGGGUCCAUGGCGUACAGUCAAGGAGGCGGCAAGAAGAAAGUCUGCUACUAUUACGAUGGUGAUAUUGGAAAUUAUUAUUAUGGACAAGGUCAUCCCAUGAAACCUCAUAGAAUCCGGAUGACUCAUAACUUGCUGUUGAAUUAUGGUUUAUACAGAAAAAUGGAGAUAUAUAGACCCCAUAAAGCCACUGCUGAAGAAAUGACAAAAUAUCACAGUGAUGAGUAUAUCAAAUUUCUACGGUCAAUAAGACCAGAUAACAUGUCUGAGUAUAGUAAGCAGAUGCAGAGAUUUAAUGUUGGAGAAGAUUGUCCAGUGUUUGAUGCUUUUGAGUUUUGUCAGCUCUCCACUGGUGGCUCAGUUGCUGGGGCUGUAAAGUUAAACCGGCAGCAAACCGAUAUGGCUGUUAACUGGGCCGGAGGAUUACAUCAUGCCAAGAAAUCAGAAGCAUCAGGAUUCUGUUAUGUUAAUGAUAUUGUGCUUGCCAUCCUUGAAUUACUAAAGUAUCAUCAAAGGGUCUUAUAUAUUGAUAUAGAUAUCCAUCAUGGUGAUGGUGUUGAAGAAGCUUUUUAUACAACAGAUCGUGUAAUGACUGUUUCAUUCCACAAAUAUGGGGAAUACUUUCCUGGCACAGGAGACUGAGGCUCUGUUUAUGUGUUUUAGGAUAUUGGUGCUGGAAAAGGCAAAUACUAUGCUGUCAAUUUUCCGAUGAGAGACGGUAUAGAUGAUGAGUCAUACGGACAAAUAUUUAAGCCUAUAAUCUCAAAAGUGAUGGAGAUGUAUCAGCCUAGUGCUGUGGUGUUACAAUGUGGUGCUGACUCAUUAUCUGGCGAUAGGCUUGGUUGCUUCAAUCUAACAGUCAAAGGGCAUGCUAAAUGUGUAGAAGUUGUAAAAACUUUUAACCUACCAUUGCUGAUGCUUGGGGGAGGUGGAUACACAAUCCGUAAUGUUGCUCGAUGUUGGACAUAUGAAACUGCAGUUGCCCUUGAUUGUGAAAUCCCCAAUGAAUUGCCAUAUAAUGACUACUUUGAAUAUUUUGGACCAGACUUCAAACUGCAUAUUAGUCCUUCAAAUAUGACAAACCAGAACACUCCAGAAUAUAUGGAAAAGAUCAAACAGCGUUUAUUUGAAAAUUUGCGCAUGUUACCUCAUGCACCUGGUGUCCAAAUGCAAGCUAUUCCAGAAGAUGCUAUUCAUGAAGACAGUGGAGAUGAAGAUGGAGAAGAUCCAGACAAGAGAAUUUCUAUUCGAGCAUCAGACAAACGGAUAGCUUGUGAUGAAGAAUUCUCAGAUUCUGAAGAUGAAGGGGAAGGAGGUCGUAGAAAUGUGGCUGAUCACAAAAAAGGAGCAAAGAAAGCAAGGAUUGAAGAAGAUAAGAAGGAGACAGAGGACAAAAAAGCAG
Messenger RNA from Castor canadensis (American beaver), 1611 nucleotides. The record is from RefSeq and is a predicted model, not a curated record. Lineage: Eukaryota; Metazoa; Chordata; Mammalia; Rodentia; Castoridae.